Molecule: messenger RNA, 2145 nt
Organism: Aspergillus pseudoviridinutans
Lineage: Eukaryota; Fungi; Ascomycota; Eurotiomycetes; Eurotiales; Aspergillaceae
Product: putative C6 transcription factor
Exons: 2
Coding region: 1-2145 (714 amino acids)
Biological process (GO): regulation of transcription by RNA polymerase II; DNA-templated transcription
Cellular component (GO): nucleus
Molecular function (GO): zinc ion binding; RNA polymerase II cis-regulatory region sequence-specific DNA binding; DNA-binding transcription activator activity, RNA polymerase II-specific
Source: RefSeq, a predicted model, not a curated record
AUGGCUGGGCCGACUGAACCCAGAAGACGCCGUCGCCCAGCGUUGUCCUGCGUAGAGUGUCGGCGGCGCAAGGUCAAAUGCGACCGAAACAGCCCCUGCGGGCAAUGCAGAGCAUUUUGCACAUAUGGGGUAGCCCGCACCACAGGCUUAGAGAGACAGGCAUCACAACGGUCACACGAACCGGUGGUGCAAGCAGCAGCCGACCAAGACGCGAGCGUACUACAACGGCCUGCCUCCAGGUCGCACAAUCUAUUAAUUGACGAAAGCACUGUACCAGUGGUAUCUAUUGUGGCAGAGGGCCCUGCGCGAUGCAUCCCACAGGAUCCGGACAGAACCCACAAUAUCCCGCAAAUCUCUUCCACACCCCAAGCUCCUCCUCGCCCAUUUCACGGCAUCCUAUCCAAGACAAGGGUCUUUGGUCACGGUCAUUGGAUGAGCUCGGUGCCUCUGGUGGAUGGCCUACCUUACAACAAAGACAUGCCUUCUGAACGUUCUGGCGAACAGAUCUCAGAGGCAAUUGCCAAAUGCAAACAAUUGGCUCGAGAUAUUAAGAAGCAAUUGCCGAGUCGGAGUCCACUUCCUACCAGUAUCCAUCAACUCCUCCCCGGCCGCGUGGUGCUCGACGAACUAGUGCGACUGUAUUUCGACACGUUUGAAACAUGCUACCGAAUUCUCCACACUAAGUUGUUCAGAGCAGAAUACGAGAGCUAUCUGGGGGACCCUGAAACGGCAACGACACCUUUCAAGGUGAAACUUCUACUGGUCAUAGCUAUUGCCGCCCCAUUGCACGGUGAUGCCCAAGCCUAUACUGAACUGGCUUCCAAAGCCAGAUCAUGGAUCCAUAUCGCUCAAGGAUGGCUUUCCGCGCCUUUUGAGAAGGAUCGUUUGACUCUAGAUGGGAUUCAGAUCCAUUGCCUGCUUCUAAUUGCUCGUCAAGUAAACCGGGUAGGAGCAGAUCUGGCCUGGAUUUCGGCCGGUUCAUUAAUCAGGAUGGCCAUGCAGAUGGGCUUGCAUCAAGAUCCCAGCUGCCUAGGCGAGAUGACUGUGCUUCAGAAGGAAUUACGAAGGCGACUGUGGUAUACAAUCUUGGAGCUUAAUGUACAGGCUGCGUUGGAUUCAGGUAUGGAUCCCAUGAUGACAGCUGCAGACUAUAAUACCCAGCCACCAUCCAACCUGGACGACGACGAUUUGGUCGAGGCAUUUGGAGAAGGCCCUACAGCCAAAGCAAGUUCCAUAUCCACCCAGACCUCGGUCCAGCGUCUGCUGGCGGACUCUCUGCCUUUAAGACUGGAAGCUACAAGAGUCAUCAACAACUUGCAGGACGAACCUUCAUAUGACCAAGUUCUUCGUCUUGGGAAUGAGCUGGCGUCAGUUUGCCGUAGUGCAACGAUCUUCGUGGAUCAACACAUGUCAACUGAGCAUGACAUGCUGACUCAUGAAGCACGUCGGUUCAAAUAUAAUUUCUGCGCGCAUUAUCUGUGUCGCUUCCUCCUAAGUCUCCACUAUCCGUACGCAAUCCAGAGCAAAGGCAAUCCUCUAUACAGUUACUCCCAGAAACUGUGUCUCGAAGCUGCCCUUGACUUGGUUUCGCUCCUCGAGGACAAACUGUACCGUCGCUUGCUACUCUCUGGGGGUGGCAUGUUUCGAGAUAUUAUCACCCGGGGUGCCGUGGUCUUAUUCCUGGAACUCAUCACACAACUGGAAGCAAACAACUCUAUAUUAUCAAAGCAGCGAAACCGUGCUCGCAGAGAGCCAUUGCUGGAAGACGCGCGCAAGGUGGUGCAAUAUACGCAUGAUAGACUGUGGUAUGGUGAAACAAACGUCAGAGGCUACCUUUUUGUCUGCAUGGCAAUGGCCCAAGUAGAGGCACUACUUGAUGGACUUCCCGUCAAAGAAGCUGUAAUCAAUGCGGCCGGCCAGAGCUUGGCAGUAUGCGGCCAUAUUUUGGAAUCCAUGGCGGCCAGUUCCCUCUCGACCAGUGCCAGUCCUCCAGAUAUUGCAUCCUGGACAUACGGGGAUAUGCUGGCUAUGCCUACAAUGGCCGAUGCCGACUUGGACUUUCUGAGCAACGAGAACAUCAAUUUUGACCUUUCGGAUCCUUAUUUUGUUCAGCAAUGGACAGAUCAAUCUUGGCUCCAGCAUUAG